GUUGUAUGUUUUUGUUUAUAAACGAUUCUUAAAAGUUUGAUCCUUUUGGUUAGAGUAAUAAUACAUUUGUGAAAGUAAUUAGACAUUGCGUUGUUUCAUAGAAUAAAAUAAUUGUGGCCAUUGGCUGAGGUCGUCUGGUCAGUGCAUAGAUUUGGAUAAGAUACACCUCAUACAUUGGGACUAUGGCGGCAUCAGGGAGAAAACAGAAUAAGAAGAUCAAACACACUGAUAACUCGACAGAUCUGAAGACGUUUGACUUCGAUACAGAGGAGAAGAAAGAGCUGAGCGGAUCUGACGAUGAUACAAGAAAUGGUUCUCGUUGUAAUUCCCGUUUUGCUGCAUUAGAAACUCCAAUUAUUGACAAGCCUGCCAAGAAACGACCAGCAGAUGCAUUUGAUGAUGAUGACCUGAAUGUAGGCGUGGGGAAUGAAGUUCAAACUAUGCUGGAAAGAUUUGGUGCAGACAUCAGCAAGGCCAUGCAGUCCAAAAGGAAACGCCUGGAGGCUCUUACCAAAAUCUCUUUAAAGGGUAGCACACAAAAACUGGAGCAAAUGUGGAAAACUCAACAGAAUCAGAGGCAGAAGCUGACACAGGACUAUUCCCAGCAGGUCUUCGGUGUCCUACAGCAGUGGGAAACUGAUGUUCAGAAAUCAGAAGAACAAGAAGAAAAACUGAAUAAUUUGUUUCGCCAGCAGCAGAAGCUCCUCCAGCAAGCAAGGGUUGUGCAAAACCAAAAAAUGAAAACCAUCAAAGAGCUAUACGAGCAGUUUGUCAAGAAAAUGGAAGAGAUGGAGAAAAGCCAUGAAACUUUCCUGCAGGGCACCCAGAUGGAGCUUAAAAAGGAGAUGGCCCUGCUGCAGAAGAAGAUUAUGAUGGACACAUCUUUUUAUUGAGAAACAUGUUAUGGAACAAUAUUCAGUGCAACAAUUGAUCAACAACAGGAGAUGGCCAAUGUUCGGAAGUCUCUUCAAUCCAUGCUGUUUUGAAAAUAUCUAUUCGAAUUUCAUCUUUUGUUCAAAUUGAAUUUCAACAGAAAGUUUUUUUUAAAGUUCCUAUAAAUCACUAAGUGAUCUCUGUGUUUUCUUUUGCAACAGUUUGUGCAUUUUAAUACAUAAUUUCCCUCUUGUUGUAUGAUAAUAAAUUGUUAUCCAAGUA
Misgurnus anguillicaudatus (oriental weatherfish) is the source of this 1155-nucleotide messenger RNA. The record is from RefSeq and is a predicted model, not a curated record. NCBI's taxonomy places the organism in Eukaryota, Metazoa, Chordata, Actinopteri, Cypriniformes, Cobitidae.